This is a messenger RNA of Desarmillaria tabescens, 786 nucleotides long. RefSeq lists its product as uncharacterized. NCBI's taxonomy places the organism in Eukaryota, Fungi, Basidiomycota, Agaricomycetes, Agaricales, Physalacriaceae. The record is from RefSeq and is a predicted model, not a curated record. The coding region runs from base 1 to 786 and encodes 261 amino acids. The transcript is spliced from 3 exons.
AUGUGGAACUACAAUCCCAAGAAACACGGAAAGCACACCCCUGCGCGAAGCUUGGUUGUCAGUGAUGGCACUGAGCGUCAGCCCCCUGCUCCUGCUGUUGAGCAUUAUCAACACACUCAUUUCAGCACAAAGAUGAAGGAAGGACAGGACGGUGUACGAGUUCGCUCCAGUAUGCGUCAUAGAACUUUGACGCUUCCUGCUCUUGAAUCUCAGCACCCUGUAAUGGACAAGGACCUGUACCCAUCUAUCGCAGAGCUGUCUUCAGGAUCGUUUUUGGAUCCCGAUUACGCUCCAUCUGCCAAGGUUCAGGGUGGUGAAGAGGAAGAGACUGGGAGUGCCACUCGCGCUUCUAGGCCGCUUGGUGAUCAUCCACUCCUCGUCUGGUCUCAGCUACGCUCAGAGUUCCUCGACGAGAUUUUGAAACUCGACGCAUUUGAAACGGAGGACAAGGAUGCAUGCGAGGCUUGCCAGACUGACUUAGGCCUAUUUCGCUGUCUCUCCUGUGUGGAUACUUGGCGCCUUUGUCACACUUGCAUUGUCGCUGGGCACCAAGGCUUGCCCCUGCAUAAAAUCGAGGAGUGGUGCUCUUCAUUCUUCUGCAGAACGAUGCUUGCCCAACUCGGGCUUAAGUUUGAACUGGGCCAUAAACACGGGACAUCAUGUCUCUUUCCUGCAAUCAUUCCAGAUUUUAUUGUCAUUGACAUAGAUGGCAUCCACAUGGUUAACAUGGCGUUUUGCAACUGUACCCAAGGAAUCUUACACCAUACUCAGUUACUUCGUCGAUGA